Molecule: messenger RNA, 1801 nt
Organism: Mytilus trossulus (common blue mussel)
Lineage: Eukaryota; Metazoa; Mollusca; Bivalvia; Mytilida; Mytilidae
Product: apoptosis inhibitor 5-like
Exons: 13
Coding region: 86-1651 (521 amino acids)
Biological process (GO): negative regulation of apoptotic process
Cellular component (GO): nucleus
Molecular function (GO): RNA binding
Source: RefSeq, a predicted model, not a curated record
GUCUCAGAAUCAACUUCCGCCGGUAACCCACGCGCAAGGAAAACGUUUUCUAUUCAUUUCUACGAGUUUCUCCAAAUAUAAAGAAAUGGUGACAGUAGAACAAAUGUAUAAAGACUUUGGUGUCUUGGCAGAGGCUAAAGACAAAGCCGGAGAGCAUGAGCAGGAAUACUUGAACUUCAUCAAUGCUGUUAAAGGAGGACCGGGAGAGAAGAGAUUAGCAUCACAGUUUAUUGCCAGAUUCUUCAAACACUUCCCAUCACUAGCCAACCAAGCUAUCAAUGCCUUGUUUGAUCUGUGUGAAGAUGAUGAUGUUAUGAUCCGUAAACAAGCCAUUAAAGAUUUACCAACCCUGUGUAAGAAUUCUGCUGAUAAUGUACCAAAGAUUGCUGAGGCUUUAACACAACUACUAGGAUGUGAUGAUACAACAGAACUUAGUCUCAUUCAGUCAUCACUUAUCAACCUAAUGGCAGUGUGCUGUAAAGGUACUCUACAGGGUAUGUUUAAACAGAUCUUAUCAGAAGAUGAACUUGUGAGGGAGAGAGCCAUUAAGUUUUUAGGUACCAAAGUCAAAGUUCUUGGAGAAGAUACAAUAGAUAAAGAAGCUGAAGAAUUUCUUGUGUCACAGUGUAAACAGGUUUUACAAGAUGUAACUAAAGAAGAAUUUAUUUUGAUUAUGGACGUAUUAAGAUCACAAAGUUCAAUGUCUACAGUGCAAGGGAGACAACAACUUGUAGAAAUUGUUACUGAACAGGCAGACUUGGAUCAGAGUUUUGAGGCUGAAGAUACAGACUGUGUUGAUCGAUUGAUUCAUUGUAUAAAACAAGCGGCACCUUUAUUUUCAAAGAAUGUGCAUUCUAAAGCGUUUGUAGGGUAUAUAUGUGAUAAUGUUUUACCUGUGAUCAGUAAACUAGCCAGUCCUGAUGAUGGAGUAGAUGCACAGUUAGAGAUGUUAAAAUUGUUUAGUGAGAUCUCAGAGUUUGCUGGAGACUUGGACAAGUUAGAAAACAGAUUGGAUAAUCUAUACAAAUGUCUUAUUAGUUAUAUGCCAGUGCCCCCAGCCGAGGAAAAUGAUAAUCUGAGUAGCAGUGAAGAAGAACCUAAGUUCCAGUUUUCUACCGUAGAAUGUUUAAUGUUAGCUUUCCAUCAGCUCGGCAGGAAGUUACCAGGUUUUCUGGCAGAUGAAGCAAAUGCAGACAGAUUAAAAGAUUUUAAGUUAAGAUUACAGUAUUUUGCCAGAGGUGUACAGAUUUAUAUUAAACAGUUACGACAGGCGUUACAAGGAAAAGCAGGUGAAGCUUUAAAAACAGAUGAGAAUAAAAUCAAAGUGGUAGCAUUAAAGAUAACAUCAAACAUAAAUUCUUUGAUAAAAGAUUUAUUUCAUAAUCCACCAUCUUAUAAAACACCCAUCAUACCAUCAUGGAAACCUUUAGUGAAAAAAGCACCAGAGCCAAAAGCAGCUGAGACAGGUCAAAAACGAAGCACAUCUUUGGAUUCCAAUGGCUCCAGUGCUAAGAAAUAUUCCAGAAAAGAUGUGACGUUAUAUUCACCCCCUGGUGGAAAGUUCAGUGAACGAGCUGGCACAUAUGAAGCAGGUCAAGGACGUGGACGAGGUCGUGGACGUGGUCGUGGUUUCCGUGGAAGAAGAUAUUAACAGGACCAUAAAUCAAUCAUUGUUUUUAAAUUCUCACAUUUCGUGUUUUUUAAUGACAUUAUUCAAAAUAUUCUUAGUUCAGGAAAUACACUUUUUGAUAAAACAUGAACUAAACAUAGGAGUUUCUUCAUAAUUGAGAUGGAUAUAUGA